UUCAGAUCUACAGUUUGCAGAUGGGUGUAACCAACAUGCUGCUGAAGUACAACAGAGUAUCGCUGCUGUUUUUAGAUCAGAGCUCAGACUAGUUUCACUUCUCAGGAAGUGAGAGUCAGACAGUCGUUGUCACUGAGCGAGAGAUGAAAUGGCGCAGAAAGGAGUUCAGCUGGACCGGGAAACCUUCUCUUGUUCCAUCUGUCUGGAUCUUCUGAAGGAUCCGGUGACUACUCCCUGUGGACACAGCUACUGCAUGAACUGUAUUAAAGGUUUCUGGGAUGAAGAGGAUCGUAAGUACAUCUACAGCUGCCCUCAGUGCAGGCAGAGCUUCACACCGAGGCCUGUCCUGCUGAAAAGCACCAUGUUAGCAGAUUUAGUGGAGGAGCUGAAGAAGACUGGACUCCAAGCUGCUCCUGCUGAUCACUGCUAUGCUGGAGCUGGAGAUGUGGCCUGUGAUGUCUGCACCGGGAGAAAACUCAAAGCACACAAGUCCUGUCUGCAAUGUCUGGCUUCUUACUGUGAGAAACACCUCCAGCCUCAUUACGAUGUCGCUCCGUUAAAGAAACACAAGCUGGUGGAGCCGUCCAAGAAGCUCCAGGAGAACGUCUGCUCUCGUCACGAUGAGGUGAUGAAGAUGUUCUGCCGUACUGAUCGGCAGCUUAUCUGUUAUCUCUGCUCUGUGGAGGAACAUAAAGGCCACGACACAGUCUCAGCUGCAGCAGAGAGAGCUGAGAGGCAGAGAGAGCUCGAGGGGAGUCGACAAAACAUCCAGCGGAGAAUCCAGGACAGAGAGGAAGAUGUGAAGCUGCUUCAACAGCAGGCAGAGGCCAUCAGUCUCUCUGCUGAUAAAGCAGUGGAGGACAGCGAGAAGAUCUUCACCGAGCUGAUCCGUCUCCUGGAGAAAAGAAGCUCUGAUGUGAAGCAGCAGGUCAGAUCCCAGCAGAAAAGAGAAGAGAGUCGAGUCAGAGAGCUUCAGGAGAAGCUGGAGCAGGAGAUCACUGAGCUGAAGAGGAAAGACGCUGAGCUGGAGAAGCUCUCACACACAGAGGAUCACAACCAGUUUCUACACAACUACCCCUCACUGUCUCCUCUCAGCCAAUCAGCAUCCAGCAUCCAUAUCCGUCCUCUGAGCUGCUUUGAGGACGUGACAGCAGCCGUGUCAGAAGUCAGAGAUAAACUACAGGACGUCCUGAGAGAGAAGAGGACAACCGUCUCACUGACAGGGACUGAAGUGGAUGUUUUACUGCCACCACCAGAGCCCGAGACCAGAGCUGGAUUCUUAAAAUAUUCACGUGACAUCACACUGGAUCCAAACACAGCACACACAGAGCUGUUAUUAUCUGAGGGGAACAGGAGAGCAACAGUAAUGGGUCAACAAGAGUCUUAUUCUAGUCACCCAGACAGAUUCACUGACUGGCCUCAGGUCCUGAGUAGAGAGAGUCUGACUGGAUGUUGUUACUGGGAGGUGGAGAUGAGAGUAGCAGUUUAUGUAGCAGUCUCAUACAAGAAUAUCAGCAGAGAAGGGGGGUCGACUGAAUGUGGAUUUGGAUACAAUCACAAAUCUUGGGCGCUAGAGUGUAACAACAACAGUUAUAUAUUUAGGUACAACAAAGUCCAAACUCCCAUCUCAGGUCCUGUGUCCUCCAGAGUAGGAGUGUACCUGGAUCACAGUGCAGGUAUUCUGUCCUUCUACAGCGUCUCUGAAACCAUGACUCUCCUCCACAGAGUCCAGACCACAUUCACUCAGCCCCUCUAUGCUGGACUUUUUCUUUAUACUGGAGCCUCUGCUGAGUUGUGUAAACUGAAAUAGACAGAAGUCAUUUAAGGGUUAAAUUCUGUGUUUUAACUCUUCAACUUAUUCAGGGUUCAACAAUAAGGGUUUCCCGAUGGCCCGGGGCAAAUAAAACACCACAUGGGGCAAAUAAAUAUAACAACCCACCUGCCUGUUGAUCCUAUCAUAAAAGACGUCAUGGUUCUCUUGUCCCGUCGGUAAAUAACGCCUAUAAUCAUAAUCAAUAACUCAUUCUUCUCUUAUACAUAGCUGAGAUUCUGGUCUAACAAAGUGAUUGUGUGGAUGAAGUGAAUCUGUAUGAAAUCAUUGAACAAGAGUCUUUGAACAGACUUUACUGACGGGAUGUGUGAACAAACUGAAGCUUUACAUGAUGAAUAAACUAACAUGAACAAAG
Molecule: messenger RNA, 2186 nt
Organism: Perca flavescens (yellow perch)
Lineage: Eukaryota; Metazoa; Chordata; Actinopteri; Perciformes; Percidae
Product: tripartite motif-containing protein 16-like
Exons: 1
Coding region: 149-1810 (553 amino acids)
Molecular function (GO): protein binding; zinc ion binding
Source: RefSeq, a predicted model, not a curated record